UCAAAAUCAUCUUUCAGCCAAAUAAGAUUUUCUCAUUUGGUCAUUCUCGCCCAUGGAUGGUCGUUUUGGUAAUAAAAAGGAAAAAGCUGGCGGUUUCGUAUAGAGCUGUUGGCAGAACCUAUCACUGCCGCAACAGUACUCGCAUUUUGAUUGUUAAGCAAUGGGGAGUAGAUGGACAAUUCAUGGAAUCCAGUUCUCAUAUCUUGCCCUUUUGAUUCUUGUCUCUAAUGUUCAUGGAUGUUGCUGUGAUAAGUCAGAAGGAUUGGCUUUGUUGGAAUUUCGAGCAAGAGUGGAAUAUGAUCCACAUGGAGCUCUUGAGGAUUGGAAUGCGGAUAAUUGUGACCCGUGCAUGUGGUCAGGCAUCCAUUGCGAGGAUGGUCAAGUGCAAGUUCUGGACCUUAAUGGAAAAGAUAUCGAAGGAACAUUAGCACCUGAACUCGGAAAUCUUUGUAACAUGAAAGUGCUUGUACUCUCUGAGAACCAUUUUUCGGGUGUAAUUCCUCAAGAAUUUGGGCAACUAGAAAUGCUGGAAGUGUUGGAUCUUAGGGAUAACAACUUGAGCGGAUCAAUUCCAGAACAGAUAGGAGGCCUGCAACUACUAAGAAGCUUGUUGCUUUGUAACAAUAACUUUGAAGGAAUCAUUCCUUCUGAGAUUGGGAAUCUUAAUUUUCUGAAUGAAUUGCAGUUUGACCAGAAUCUCACUGCUGAUUUUGCUUUGGGAACUGGCUGCGUCAAUAGAAAGUGCGAAGACUGCAUUUGGCAAGUCAGUUGGAACCCGUUGAAGAAAGCUAGGUUCUUGCUGAUAACCCUGAAAUCAGUAAUCAUACGUUACCUCAAUCUAUUCUCGCUGUUCAAGCUUGGAGAAGGACCAUUGAACACAAAUUCCCGCUGCUGCUCUUAUGAGCUUCCAUGUUCACCCAGACCACAAUUAAUUUACACUCUAGAGAAUCUAGCAAAUCCCACACGGCGCAAGUUACUUGAAGAAUCAAGUAACAUUGCUGCUUCCCCCGCCAAUGUUGGGCCAGCACUGGCUAAUCUCAUUACUCAGCCAAGCAACAGAAGUAGCGGGUCAUUUCCGGCUGUGCCUGGGAAGAAGGCAAAACCUCCUACACAAUCACUAUCGCCGCCACAUCAGCAAAACACAACAAACCCCAUUGUUGCUCAACAUCAAAACAAUAUUCUACCUCCAGCAUCUGGAAAUAGAUGGAAGUAUAUGUUUGGAAUCUCAUGUGGAGUUUUCUCCCUCAUUGUUACUGUAGCAAUCAUUUGCACUUGUAGAACUAGGGCAGCAAGGUCUAUUGGCCCUUGGACGACUGGAUUGAGUGUGCAGUUGCAAAAAGCAUUUGUUACAGGUGUCCCAAAGCUGAACAGAGCUGAACUAGAAACAGCGUGUGAAGAUUUCAGCAACAUUAUAACAAUUCAUACUGCUUUCACUAUGUACAAGGGAAACCUGUCAAGUGGAGUAGAGAUCGAUGUAGUUUCAACUGCCAUAACAUCUCUUAAAGACUGGUCCAAACGUGCAGAGCUAGCUUUCAGGAAGAAGAUUGAUACGCUUUCAAGGAUCAACCACAAAAACUUUGUUAACCUCAUUGGCUAUUGUGCGGAGGAUGAACCUUUUACUAGAAUGAUGGUGUUUGAGUAUGCUCCUAAUGGAAGUCUUUUUGAACAUCUACAUGUCAAAGAAGUUGAACAUCUUGACUGGAAUACAAGGAUGAGGGUUAUAAUGGGGACUGCCUAUUGUAUCGAGUACAUGCAUGAUUUAAACCCACCUGUGCCUCAUUCAAAUCUCACGUCUAAAACCAUUUUUUUGACUGACGAUUAUGCUGCUAAGAUUAUGGAAAUGAGCUUCUGGGAAGAACUGGCAUCAAAGUCGAAAUGUGGAGAUAGCGAAGAGCAUUCUGAACUCCCCCCACUUGCUGACCCUGAAAAAAACAUAUACUGUUUUGGACUUGUGUUAUUGGAAAUUGUUUCUGGGAAACUACCUUUCACUGAAGAGCAAGGUCCUCUUCUCAACUGGGCUGCAGAAUACCUGAAGGACAAGAAAAGCAUUAGCCAAAUGGUGGACCAAACAUUGAAUCACUCGUUCAACGAUGAAGAGGUGGCUAUGGUAUGUGAGGUAAUUGAGGAUUGCAUCCAACCAGACGCGAGGAAGAGGCCAACGAUCAAGGAAGUCAUUGAGAAGUUGAGGAAAGUCAGCAAUAUAUCUCCACAGGCCGCUUUUCCCAGAGACUCGCCCCUCUGGUGGGCUGAACUUGAGAUUCUUCAAGCCGAGGCCCUCUAGCUCUCCGCUUUCCGUUAUUAUCAUCAGAUUGUCUAGUACGUACUACGCAGUAUGUAUCUUCAUAAGUUAGUUGUACACUUGUAUGUUUCUUACAUUACAUUAGCGGGACCCAACUUUAAAGAAUCUCUAUUUAUUUAUAAUUUGUUUUU
This is a messenger RNA of Cuscuta europaea, 2430 nucleotides long. NCBI's taxonomy places the organism in Eukaryota, Viridiplantae, Streptophyta, Magnoliopsida, Solanales, Convolvulaceae. The record is from the annotation of a GenBank genome assembly.